GAUGUCUGCCUCCAUUCAAAAAUAAAAAAUGUCAACAUUUGCACUUCGAGGUCUAAAAAGAUCCUUUCUCUCCAGAUCUUUAUCAUUUACUCAGUACAGAUUAAUUAGAAAUACAAUUAAAGACAUUUUGAAAUGUAAACAAAGUGAUGUAACAGUCAAUGCAACGGGUUGGGUGAAGACAUUACAAGUCCACAAGAAUGUAACUUUCAUCAAAGUUAAUGAUGGUUCAUCGUUGUCAUCGCUACAAGUUAUAAUACCUCCAGAACUCAAUAACGAUGAAAUAACAUUUGGUAGCAGUGUGUCAGUAGAAGGGAAGAUGAUAGAAAGUCCAGGACAGGGACAAGAUUAUGAACUGUUAGCAGAAAAAAUAUCUGUGUGUGGAACAUGUAAUCCUGAGGAGUUUCCAUUUCAGUCCAGAAGUAAGAUACCAGUUGAGUAUGUUAGAGACUAUUUACAUUUGAGACCCAGAACAAACUUCUUCAGCAGUCUCCUUAGACUGAGAAAUGCUACAACAAAUGCCAUUCAUAAAUACUUUCAGGACAAUGAUUUCCUAUUUAUACACACACCAAUACUGACAUCUAAUGAUUGUGAAGGUGGUGGAGAAGUCUUCAGUGUGGAGCCACAGAAUAAAGAUCUCAUACCUGAACUUUCAGACAGUGAAGAAGAAAACAAGACACCAAAGUUAUUCUUCAGAAAUCCUGCUAAUUUAACAGUGUCAGGACAACUUCACCUAGAAACUAUAACAGGUGCAAUAUCAAGAUGUUACAACUUUGGUCCAACAUUUCGUGCUGACAUGUCAGUAGAUAGAACCCACUUGGCAGAGUUUUACAUGGUAGAGGCUGAAAUGGCAUUUACACAAUCAUUAGAAGAUGUUCUUGAGGUGAUAGAAAGUCUAGUAAAGUUUACCAUCAAAGAAUUACAGACUAAUUGUGAUGAUGAUUUACAGUUCUAUUAUAAAUAUGUAGCUCCUAAAGAUCAACAAAAAACAGUUCAAACAGCUCUAGAUAAGGCUUUUACAAGAAUACCAUAUACAGAUGCAGUAAAGAUUCUUGAAAAGAAGAACAAAAAGUUUGAAUUUAAAAUAAGAUGGGGAGAAGAUUUAAAGAGGGAACAUGAGAGAUAUCUGGUGAAAUAUAACAACAAUAUACCAGUUUUUGUAACAGACUUUCCUGCCGCUAUAAAACCAUUCUAUGCCAGGGAUAACGAUGAUACACAAACAGUAUCCUCUGUAGAUCUAUUGGUACCUGAAGUAGGAGAGCUAGUAGGAGGGACAAUGAGGGAGGAGAGAUAUGAUGUACUUAGAAAUAAACUGCAACAACAUGAACUUCUGGAGAACUUGAAUUGGUAUUUGGAUCUGCGGAAAUUUGGCAGUGUUCCACAUGGAGGAUUUGGGUUAGGUUUUGAGAGAUUACUACAAUUUAUACUAGGCAUUAACAAUAUACGUGACACUAUACCAUUUCCUAGAUCUUCAAAACAUUGUAAACUUUGAUGCAGUAUUAUUUAUUAAAUGUAAAUUGUU
Messenger RNA from Mytilus trossulus (common blue mussel), 1519 nucleotides. RefSeq names its product asparaginyl-tRNA synthetase-like. Gene Ontology annotation, molecular function: nucleic acid binding; asparagine-tRNA ligase activity; ATP binding. Gene Ontology annotation, cellular component: mitochondrion. The record is from RefSeq and is a predicted model, not a curated record. NCBI's taxonomy places the organism in Eukaryota, Metazoa, Mollusca, Bivalvia, Mytilida, Mytilidae. Bases 29 to 1489 code for a protein of 486 amino acids. Gene Ontology annotation, biological process: asparaginyl-tRNA aminoacylation. The transcript is spliced from 13 exons.